GCAGACACUUUCGUAUUUUUUUUUGACAACCCACGUGUCUUCGGUGUGAAAUCGACAGAGCUUCAGAAACUUCUCAACAAUGUUAAUUCAAAGCUCCAACAAUGUAAAAAUUUAUAAUUUAAGUGCUGGAAAGUCUUUACCAGAGUGGUUAUCAGAUAGAAAAAAGAGAGCCCUCCAGAGCAAAGACUUAGACAUCAGAAGACGUGUGGAGCUUAUUCAAGAUUUUGACAUGCCAGGGGUCAGCACCUCCAUUAAAGUCUCCAAGGAUGGAAGAUAUAUCAUGGCUACAGGCAUCUACAAGCCAAGAGUUCGCUGUUAUGAAGUGGCAAAUCUGUCAAUGAAAUUUGAAAGGUGUAUGGAUUCUGAGGUCAUCAAAUUUGAAAUGCUAUCUGAAGACUACAGUAAAGUAGUCUUCUUGCAAUGUGAUCGUUUUGUCGAAUUUCACGCGCAGUAUGGCCGCUACUACCGAACUAGAAUACCAAAAUUCGGAAGAGAUUUAAAGUAUCAUUAUCAGUCUUGCAAUCUCUAUAUUGUUGGGACAGGGCCAGACGUUUAUCGCCUAAAUUUGGAAGAAGGAAGAUUCUUAAACUCAUUUCAAACAGAAGCCACAACUCUUAAUGUUUGUGAUAUGAAUCCGUUUCACCAAUUGUUCGUCUGUGGCUCCAAAGAAGGAAAAGUAGAGGCAUGGGAUCCCCGCGCUAGAAACCGGGUUGGUGUUCUUGAUUGUGCUUUGCACGCAGUAACGCCUGACACGCAAGUCCUAGGUAUCCCUCAAGUCACGGCCGUCAAAUUUCGUGACGCAUUAACAAUGGGAGUUGGCACUUCGACUGGCCAGAUACUUCUUUACGAUUUGCGAUCCAAUCGGCCAACAAGAGUUAAAGAUCACCGAUACGGACUCCCCAUCAAAACCGUCGAUUUUCAUCAUCUAAACCAUGAUUUAGUUGCAUCGAUGGACUCGAGAAUAGUUCGCCUGUGGGAUCGAAAUACGGGUGAACCUUAUGUGUCCGUCGAAGCCACAUCGGAUCUUAAUGAUCUAUGCUUAGUACCCAACAGUGGGAUGAUGUUCAUGGCUACUGAAGACAAGAAAAUGCUAACUUACUACAUCCCGAAUCUGGGCCCAGCUCCACGUUGGUGUAGUUUCCUUGAUUCGCUAACAGAAGAAUUGGAAGAAGGAGAAACUGCCGCCGUUUACGACGAUUAUAAAUUCCUGACCGUUGAGGAGUUGCACGACCUGGGGUUCUCUCACCUAAUCGGAACCAACUUAUUACGAGCCUACAUGCAUGGAUAUUUUAUUGAUAUGCGACUUUACCGUAAAGCCAAAUCCAUCAUCGAACCUUUAUCACUAACACGAUAUAAACAAAAUAAAGUCAAGGAAACAAUUGAUCAACAACGUUCCAGCAGAGUUCAGUUACAAAAACUCCCUGCGGUAAACCGCGAGCUGGCGCUCAAGCUUAUGGAAGACACUAAGGCGGUUGACGAUGCUGAAGCAGUUGGAAAAAAGAGUGCUGCGAAAUUGCUCAUGAAAUCCAAUAUUCUGAACGAUUCGCGUUUCAAAGACCUUUUCGUGAACCCGAACUUCCAAAUUGACAAAUCCUCCGAAGAAUUCAGGUUACUUAACCCUGCAGUCUCACGUUUGGACAAAAUCCGAGAAAAACGUAUCAAAAAGGCUCUUGUUGAAGACCAGUUUGAACCCGUCGAGGGAGCAAGUGUACAGAAUCCACUUUUGGACGACGAGUUUUCCGACAGUGAAAGAAAGGGUCGCAAACGAACGAUUUCGCAAAGUGACGCCAGCAGUAGCAGCUCUGAUGACGAAAGUCUCAGAAAUGAAAUAAAGUUACAACAUAAAAUAAUCAGAGACGAAAAAUUUCAAAAGAGACGAUUAGAGAGAGAACAAGAGAAGCUCGAAGGGCCUAAGUUCAUGGCGCUUAAGCCUGGGCAAAAAUUUCAGGGUUUUCGCUCUGCGAACGACCAACCUAAGAAGAAACUGGCUAGGGCUUCUCUUGGUGAGAGAAUUCAUCUAGAGGAGGAUGUAAACAAGAUAAAGCUUGCUCCAUCUGCUGGGUCUAGAGAGAUGACAUUUACUCUUCCACAGAGUGAACGUGUCACGAAAGCCAGAGAACAAGCACAGCAUCAUCACGAAGAGCGUCGAAAAAUCAUACGAUCUGCCAACCAUUUGAGAACACGAGGACGCGGACGAGGUGGUCGUGGAAGAUUUUGAUAUAAAACUUUUGUCAAAUAAACAAGACAUAUUACGUU
This is a messenger RNA of Daphnia carinata, 2256 nucleotides long. It is a transcript of the gene l(2)34Fd, whose product is annotated as nucleolar protein 10-like. Lineage: Eukaryota; Metazoa; Arthropoda; Branchiopoda; Diplostraca; Daphniidae. Gene Ontology annotation, biological process: maturation of SSU-rRNA from tricistronic rRNA transcript (SSU-rRNA, 5.8S rRNA, LSU-rRNA). Gene Ontology annotation, cellular component: nucleolus; 90S preribosome; small-subunit processome. Gene Ontology annotation, molecular function: protein binding. The transcript has 12 exons. The coding region runs from base 80 to 2218 and encodes 712 amino acids. The record is from RefSeq and is a predicted model, not a curated record.